This is a messenger RNA of Salvia splendens (bonfire salvia), 2184 nucleotides long. RefSeq lists its product as uncharacterized. NCBI's taxonomy places the organism in Eukaryota, Viridiplantae, Streptophyta, Magnoliopsida, Lamiales, Lamiaceae. The record is from RefSeq and is a predicted model, not a curated record. The transcript has a single exon. Bases 1 to 2184 code for a protein of 727 amino acids.
AUGCCUUACUUCGCUACUCGUCAAUCAAAAGUUGGAUUUCCGAUCUUCUCAGGGGAGGAUUUGGCCGGCCGGAUUAUGAGCUGCGAUCACUUCUUCAGGUUGGAUCUAACACCGGAGGAGUCGAAGGUGCGACUAGCAGUGAUCAAUUUUGAAGGUCGCGCUCUCCAAUGGUUUCAAAAUUGGUCUAAGUACCAGGAUCAAGCUCUGGCGAUUCCGUGGGUGCUAUUUCUGCAGGCGCUGGAAGGGCGCUUCGGCGAUCGCCUACUUGGAGAUCCGAUGACUGAGCUACUAUCCUUGGAACAAACCGGUUCGUUCUCUGACUAUCAUGACAAAUUUGAACUGCUCUUAGGUCGCGUUUCUAUUCCUGAAUCGUAUGCCAUUAGUCACUUUGUUAAUGGAUUGCGUCCAUAUGUUCAAAAAGUUGUGCGACUUUUUAUGCCUCAAACUCUUGUGCAUGCCUAUGCUCUUGCUCGUCUGCAAGAUAUGUCUAAUGUAAGGGAAGGAUACUCUCAUAAUCCUAGGAAGUUUGGAGGAAAUGAAUUUAAAAUGGCAACUAAUGGCCCUAACACUUCUCCCCUGUUACCUACUCCUAUUGUGCCUAAUUUUAAGAGUAAGAGAUUACUGACUGAGGAGGAAAUGGCUGAGAGACGUGAUAAGGGGUUGUGCUAUGGUUGUAAUGAGAAAUUAGAGAGAGGUCAUAGGUGUGCGAGGAAAAUCUUAUAUUUGCUAGAGGUAGAUGAUGGUUUCAACAGAGAUGAGUCUCCUGAUGAUGUUGAGGAAAAUUAUGAGGAAAUUGAGGAACAGGAUAACCCUCUAAUAUCCAUUCAUGCUAUUAAUGGCACUGCUCCUAAUGGGUUUAGAACUAUGAGAGUCACUGGAAGAGUUGGAAAGAGAGCAGUGAAUAUCUUGAUUGAUUCUGGUAGUACACACAACUUCUUAGACUUGCAUUUGGCUAAGAAACUGGGAUUACAAUUAACUUCAGUUAGACCAGUGAUGGUGGAUGUGGCUGAUGGAAAUAGACUAGAGUGUGAUUCCAUGUGUAAGAGCUUAAAGUGGGUGCUGAGAAACACCACUUUCACUACAGAUGUGUUGCUCCUACCAUUAGGUAACUGUGAUAUGAUUCUGGGAGUUCAAUGGCUGGAAACCAUAGGCGCUAUCCACUGGGAUUUCAAGAACCUCAUCAUGGAAUUCAAACUGAUGGGAAAGAGGUUUGUGCUCAGAGGUGGUCAGAACCACUCAAAAAUUCAAUCUAUCAGUGAAAAGGAAAUGAAUAAAAUCAUCACCAAUUGCCCGGGGGCCCAACUGUGCUGCAUUCGAGUUACUGAGGAUGUUGCACCUGAGUUUCUGUCCCAAGAGAACAAUGAGACAGAUCAGCUAGUUUAUGGAGAUAUAAAGGAGUUUCUGGAGUCUCAAGAGAAGGUAUUUGCAGAGCCUACUUCUCUACCUCCCAUGAGAACUCAUAAUCAUCAAAUUGUGUUGAUUAAUGGUGCUUCACCUGUUAAUGGUAGGACAUAUCGCCCUACCACUUUACAGAAAAACUUUAUUGAACAAAUGGUGGUUGACUUGUUGAAACAAGAGUUUAUACAACUGAGUUGUAGUCCAUUCUCUUCCCCUGUGGUUCUUGUGAAGAAAAAAGAUGGCACAUGGAGAAUGUGCAUUGACUAUAGGAGAUUAAACAAGAUUAUAGUCAAAGAUAAAUAUCCAAUUCCAUUGAUUGAGGAAUUGAUGGAAGAGCUUCAUAGAGCUGCAAUUUUUUCAAAAAUAGACUUGAGGGCUGGCUACCACCAAAUCAGAAUGAGAACUGAGGAUAUCCAGAAGACAACCUUUAAGACUCAUGAUGAGCAUUAUGAGUUCACAAUCAUGCCCUUUGGACUUACCAACGCUCCUGCUACUUUUCAAAGUCUUAUGAAUGACAUAUUUCGACCUUAUCUGAGGAAGUUUGUACUUGUCUUGUUUGAUGACAUAUUAGUGUAUAGUGUUGAUGCAACUUCUCACUUGAACCACUUGAGACUGGUCUUUGAUAAACUCAGUGAGCAUUCUCUAUUUGCAAAGAGAAGUAAGUGUGAUUUUGCAAAGGAACAUGUUGGAUACCUUGGGCAUAUUAUUUCGAAGGCUGGGGUAGCUACUGAUCCCCAAGAAGCUUCAAGCUAUGCAAGAGUGGCCUGUGCCCACAGAUGUCACUAA